Molecule: messenger RNA, 1558 nt
Organism: Suncus etruscus (white-toothed pygmy shrew)
Lineage: Eukaryota; Metazoa; Chordata; Mammalia; Eulipotyphla; Soricidae
Gene: KLC3
Product: kinesin light chain 3
Exons: 13
Coding region: 80-1558 (492 amino acids)
Biological process (GO): axo-dendritic transport
Cellular component (GO): kinesin complex; cytoplasm; membrane-bounded organelle
Molecular function (GO): kinesin binding
Source: RefSeq, a predicted model, not a curated record
GAACUGUGCGCGCGGAGUGCGGACUCGGCGGGGCGCGUCGCCCGGGAGCGGUCCCCGGAGCCCACGGAGCCCAGGCAUCAUGUCGGUGCAGGUGGCUUCUCUGAGCCCCGAAGAGCUGGUCCGGCAGACACGGCAAGUGGUGCAGGGUCUGGAGGCACUGCGGGCUGAGCACCAUGGCCUGGCUGGGCACCUGGCAGGCGUGCUGGCGGGUGCGGAACUCCUGGAGGAGAAGCAGCAGGUUCUGAGCCAGUCGCUGGAAGCCAUCGAGCUGGGGCUGGGUGAAGCCCAGGUGCUGCUGGCGCUCUCGGCUCACAUGGGCGCCCUGGAGGCCGAGCAGCAGCGGCUGCGGGCCCAAGCCCGGCGGUUGGCACAGGAGAACGCAUGGCUGCGGGAGGAACUGGAGGAGGCGCAGCGGCGGCUGCAGGCUAGCGAGGUGGCUGUGGCCCAGCUGGAGGAAGAGAAAAACCACUUGGAGUUCCUGGGCCAGCUGAGGCAGUAUGAUCCGCCUGCUGAGAGCCAGCAGCCGGGAUCCCCCAUUCGCCGAGACAGUUUGGCUUCCCUGUUCCCCAGUGAGGAGGAAGAGAAGAGAGGUAGGGGUACCCCAGAGGCAGAUGCUCAGGCAGCCGCCCAACAGGGUGGCUAUGAGAUCCCAGCACGCCUGCGAACUUUGCACAACCUGGUGAUCCAAUAUGCGGGCCAGGGGCGCUACGAGGUGGCCGUGCCACUGUGUCGCCAGGCGCUGGAGGACCUAGAGCGGACCUCAGGCCGCUGCCACCCAGACGUGGCCACUAUGCUCAACAUCCUGGCUCUGGUGUACCGGGACCAGAACAAGUACAAGGAGGCCACAGACCUGCUCCACGAUGCCCUGCAGAUCCGAGAGCAGACCCUGGGCCCAGAGCACCCUGCUGUGGCCGCAACCCUCAACAACCUGGCGGUGCUUUAUGGGAAGCGGGGCCGCUACCGCGAGGCUGAGCCACUGUGCCAACGUGCCCUGGAGAUCCGAGAAAAGGUCCUGGGUGCUGAGCAUCCCGAUGUGGCCAAGCAGCUCAACAACCUGGCACUACUGUGCCAGAACCAGGGCAAGUUCGAGGAGGUGGAGCAGCACUACGCACGUGCCCUGAGCAUCUACGAGGCCCUGGGGGGACCCCAUGACCCCAACGUGGCCAAGACCAAGAACAACCUGGCGUCCGCCUACCUGAAACAGAACAAGUACCAGGAGGCAGAGGCUCUGUACAAGGAGAUCCUGAGUCAGGAGAACCUGCCGGCACCCCUCGGGGCCCCGCAAACAGGCACAGCUGGUGUUUCCGAGCAGCAGCCCCUGCGCCGGAGCAGCUCCCUCUCCAAGUUCCGAGAGUCCAUUCGGCGCGGGAGCGAGAAGCUGGUGUCAAGGAUUCGGGGAGAGGUGGCCGCAGGGACCAGCGGGAUGAAGCGAGCCAUGUCGCUGGGCAUGCUGAACACGGAUGGGGCGCGGGCUGCCAGCACCCAGUUCUCCAGCCACCACCUGAGCAAGGCUUCUCGGAACCUCAGCGCCAGCACCCAGGACCUGGGCCCCCGCUGA